ACUAAAGUCUGAGGAGUGAAAGUAAAAAGUUCGGCGGUACCGCGUUCGUUCCAGAUGCGAAGAUGGGCGUAAUUAUUUUCCUUUUUCUGUCAGGAGUUCUGUUCAUCUGUGAGGGGCUCCAUGUGGUCGGCCCCUCUGGUCCUCUGACUGUGGAGCUGGGGGGCUCAGUGAUGCUGCCCUGUUAUGUUGAAACCCCCAUACCACUGGAAGAGCUGGAAGUGGAGUGGAAGAGAGCAGACUCUGAAGCUUUAGUACAUUUAUUCCAAGACGGAGAAAGUCGACCAGAGGCUCAGGACCAGGCCUACAGUGGAAGAGCCAGUUUCUUUACUGAGGAGGUCGAACGUGGAAACUUCUCUCUCCUGCUCACAAAUCUGACCACUAAAGAUGCAGGAGUUUACAACUGUUUUGUUUACAGUCAACAGGAAACUGGUCAAACAUCAGUUGAAAUAAAGGAGAUUACAACAAUCUCUGUAGCACAGUGAUAGCAGGAAUCACAGCCGAGGAGUUGACUUGUGGAAUUUUACAUCUGAAGCACCAAGUACUGAGCAAACACACUGAGAACCUGAGCAGUGCUGCCAACACUGUGCACUGAAACUAAAGCAGGUGUAUAGACUGUGUACAGUCUAUGAGCAGGCAGACAAUAUGGUCUCUCUACAGCCUAUUUUACAAAUACAGUUUAAAAAAGUAAUGUUUACUUUGCAGUUCUACUCGUUUAAAGUAAGGUCAGCAAAUACAGAUUUAGUAGGAAACAUUCUUCAGUUUUAUUAUAUUCAUACAAAGUUUUCUUCUAUUCCUGUUCCAAUAAACCUUCAAAGAGUUAAUCAGGUAAAACUGCCAAGUAAAAUUCCAAAAUACUACUUAUUGCUCAUUUAAGAUUUUGAUUUGUUUGAAUGUUGCAACCACUUCUCAGUUUCUUUGCUAAUAUUAAUGCAGUUUGUAUGUCAGAAAAUUACAUUGUCUUUGAUUGUAGUAUCAAGUUUAAAAUGUCAUAUCUUGCCUCAAAUGCAGGACUCACCAGUACAUAAUCAUGAACUACAGGCGAUACAGUCUACAGAAGAUGCUCCUGCUCCUCAUGUGUCUCAGGAGGUAUCGAGGAAUUAUUGUGUCUUGUAUGCAGACCACCUACAUGAAGACAUGUUGGGUUUGGAGCCACCUCAAGGACACAGACGGAUCUCUGGUUGUGAUUAAUAUCUGCUCAAAAGAACGUUGUGUUUUAUACAUACAGAAAACCCAAGCAGGUACUGGGCCAACCAAAGACACUGAUGCAAUCUCUACUUGGACAUGAUUGUUCAGUGACAUGGAAGAAAAUAUGAACAACUGCAUUAAGAGCAUUUAGUCUCUAAUGCUGGUACACUAAACUUGCCUUUCCACUACCAUGCCAGACUCAUUGCUGUGAUGAGUCAUUCACCACCUGAGUAAUAUCUUGAUGCUGUCCCAUAAAUUGGGGAUAGAAAAAUACUGCACAGGGUGAUAAGAAAUAUAAAUUUGCACAUAGUAAUGUCUGUAAAAUUUACAGUCAUGAAAUCAUGAACAUGCUAGCCAGAAAAGUCACUACACCACAACGUUUAAUGCAGAAACCUUUUUUUUGCUUUGUAAGUAGCCUGUGCUGUGGGAAGUUAGCGUGACACUACUAGUAAUAAUAUAUGUUUACAUUUGAUGGCAGCUGUAAUUUAAACAGCAUGGGGAAGAAUUCAUACUAAAUUGAAAAGCAAUCAAUACAGUACAAAAUCCAAAAUUCAAUGCACAUAACAUUACUUUCAUAGUGAUACGCAGAAUGUGUGUCAGAAUGAAAAGCAAAACCUCUA
This is a messenger RNA of Pygocentrus nattereri (red-bellied piranha), 1805 nucleotides long. Its product is annotated as butyrophilin subfamily 2 member A2-like. Gene Ontology annotation, biological process: cellular response to lipopolysaccharide; immune response; positive regulation of T cell proliferation. The coding region runs from base 63 to 482 and encodes 139 amino acids. Lineage: Eukaryota; Metazoa; Chordata; Actinopteri; Characiformes; Serrasalmidae. Gene Ontology annotation, cellular component: external side of plasma membrane. The transcript is spliced from 4 exons. The record is from RefSeq and is a predicted model, not a curated record.